CACGCCGACGACCGUAUAUAGCAAAGCGCUAGAAUCGAAACUACUCCCGAGUCCAACACAGCAACAUCGACUCCUGGUUUUGGUGAAUUUUACGGAGGUUUUGGUGAUUUUUAGCUCACGCCUGGUUUUUUGCAUAGGAUCCAAGUAGUCUCCCUUUUCCAUUUACUCAUUGCCGGUACCCUUUGCUUUCUGUCUUUUGUUCCUCUUUUCUCUUACUGAAAUGUGUAUGUGACUUCGUUAGAAAAGGAUCGGUCCUUUGCAGGACCAAAGAGAAUUGAUGCUGUGAAGGAUAACAUCUUUUGCCGUCUCUAAUUCUUCUUUGGUGACUGUGCAUUCGUGGUUGUCGGGAAUUUUAUCUGAUAGGCGAUUCGUCAGAUUAUAUUCUCUGCAUAUUCUUAUUCUUUCUGGGGGAAAUAUAAUAUUUGGCAUUAUGGGCUGGCUGGCCAAGGUUCUUAAAGGUUCUGGCCAUAAGGGGCAACAUCAUGGGAAAAAUCAAGAUAGAAUUUGCGAUGAAGCUCCUCAUUCAGAGGAUGAAUUGAAGGAGCAACUAGAUAUUGAUCAUGCUAUUGCACUUUCCCUUUCAGAACAGGACCAGAAAGGGAAAAAAUCAAUUGGUUUGAUGGGUCCGCAGAUGUCAGCAUGUACCAACUGCAGUUUUUGUGAUGCUCUCCAUAAACUCCUCUUUGGAAUUGCAUCCCUAUGUUGCUUUCCCACCAUGCAAGCAGUGCAUAUUUUGGAUGAUGCCUUCAAUUGUGACAAGGAACCCCAAUCGGAGGAAUAUAAGCAGCUUGCUAGAGCUCAAACCAAGGAAGAUGAACAGCUUGCCAAAGCUCUUCAAGAAAGCAUGUACAUGGAAUCUCCUCCUCGAUGGGAAACGGAAAAUAUAUUUCAGCCUUAUCCAUUCAACUUUCCAUCUGAAUACCGGAUCUGUGCUCUCUGCAACACUGAGAUUGGCCGUGGAGAAUUUUUGACCCGCAUGGGCGCUGACUGGCAUCCAGAAUGUUUUCGUUGUCAUGCUUGCAACCUUCCUAUUACUGAUGGCGAGUUCUCUAUAUCUGACUAUCGCUCUUAUCACAAAUUGUGCUAUAAAGAGCAGCGUCACCCAAGAUGUGAAGUUUGCAAGAAUUUUAUCCCAGCAAAUUCAGAAGGUCUUAUUCCGUAUAGGGAGCAUCGUUUCUGGAAGAACAAGUACUGCCCCUCACAUGAACACGAUGGUACUCCUCGGUGUUGCAGCUGUGAAAGAAUGGAGCCGAGGGACACAAGACAUCUGUUGCUUGAUGAUGGUCGGAAGCUGUGUCUUGAGUGUCUAGACUCAGCCAUUAUGGAUACUCAGGAAUGUCAACCACUUUAUCUUGAAAUACAAGAAUUUUACGAAGGUUUAAAUAUGAAAGUGGAGCAGCAAGUUCCAAUGCUCUUGGUUGAGAGACAAGCACUAAAUGAGGCAAUGGAGGGAGAAAAGAAUGGUACUCAUCACUUGUCUGAGAUCAGAGGACUUUGCUUGUCAGAAGUACAGACUGUCCCUACUAUCUCAAGGAGGCCAAGGAUUGGGGCAAACCACCAAUUCAUAGACAUGAAAACUGAGCCUCGUAGGCUGAUCCGAAGAUGUGAAGUGACGGCAAUUCUUGUUUUAUAUGGCCUUCCUAGGUUAUUGACUGGGGUAAUCCUGGCACACGAGAUGAUGCAUGCAUGGCUGAGGCUUAAAGGUUACCGCAAUCUGAGUCCAGAGGUUGAGGAAGGUAUCUGUCAAGUCUUAGCUUAUAUGUGGUUGGAGUCUGAGCUGUAUACAGCAUCUGGAAGUGAUGUUCUAUCAUCAACAUCAUCCUCGUCUUUAUCACUCUCUUCCUCCUCAUCCUCUGGUACGUCAAAAAGGGGUAAACGAUCUGAAUUUGAGAAGAUAUGUGGUGCUUUUUUAAAACACCAUAUUGAGUCAGAUGCAUCCCCAGCUUAUGGAGAUGGAUUCAGGACAGGUUGGCAGGCGGUCGACAAAUACGGCCUGAAGGACACUCUUAACCACAUUCGACUGACAAAAAGCUUUCCUGAAGUUGUAGGGUAAUGUUACUGUAGUUUUUUCCCCACGGGGAUCAAUGCAUUGCCCUCCCUGCCAUAUUCAGUUCACUUGGACCGAAAAACAUGAAUUCAGGAGAAAAGAAAAGAAAAUAUAGAAAUUAGAAAGGCUCAUUACUUUUUAUCUUAGAUUUUGUCAUUCCCAAUCACACUAUCACUUAAAAUACUUCACAUCAGUAAUGUGACUGGAAAUGACAAAAUUUAGAAUAGAGAUAAUGACUUCUCUUAUUGUAAUCUCCUCCCGGCCACGUAAUGGUGCUAUGUUAUUAUACUUCUAUGCAUAGAAACAAGGAACAUAAAGUAUGCAUGUACUUUUUCUCAUGCUUGUAACUUUGCUGGGCUCUCCAGUCAAAACUCAUUCUAAGAUUACACAUCCAUCUCACUACAUAAUUAGUUUUGUGUUCUAAA
This is a messenger RNA of Carya illinoinensis, 2472 nucleotides long. RefSeq names its product protein DA1-related 1-like. The record is from RefSeq and is a predicted model, not a curated record. The transcript has 13 exons. The coding region runs from base 431 to 2053 and encodes 540 amino acids. Lineage: Eukaryota; Viridiplantae; Streptophyta; Magnoliopsida; Fagales; Juglandaceae. Gene Ontology annotation, molecular function: ubiquitin binding.